Messenger RNA from Hymenoscyphus albidus, 1233 nucleotides. The record is from the annotation of a GenBank genome assembly. NCBI's taxonomy places the organism in Eukaryota, Fungi, Ascomycota, Leotiomycetes, Helotiales, Helotiaceae.
AUGGCGGAAGUACCGCCAGAAUUGUUAGUCCAGUUGUUGAAAUCUAUGGUCGAGGGUGGCGGCCAAACUCGGAGCUCCAUAAAACAACAUCAAGGCAAUUUCUACUCGUCUUCCAGUGCGCUUACAGUAGUACCCCAAUGCUAACUGCACUUCAUAGCCGCAGGCAAUGUGCACGACACGGAACCCGAUGCGAUCUUCGACACCCUCAAGCCACGAAUUGAACUUCUUAUGGAUGCGAUGUUACAAAAGCAAGCCAAUGAUACAAGUCAGCCAACACCAGGCUAAUAUUUCAUAUGCUUACCGGAUUUUGUUGCUGACACUUAACAGAAGCGGAAUUCAGGGAUCAGUUUCAGGUAAUUUUCAGUGCUUUCAAAAUUGAGAUUCUCGAUGCGGUUCGAGAAGAAGUGGUCAAUGGCACCAGAAAUGCACUUGGAGCCGCUUUCAAAGCCGACAUCAUCGCCUCUAUCAAGUCCGAGAUUCUUUCUGCUGUAAAAGCGGAACUCAGAACCAAUUCCAUAUAUCCAACCCCACCAGCGAUAUCAGAGUCUUCGAAGAGUCGUCGUAAGUUACAAGACUACAACACCAUCUUUCUUUCUCCGCAGCUAAUAAGUUCUUACAGAAGCAGGGUUCUCAGAGGACUUCGCAGAACCAACAAUGACCGCAAACCAGAAUAAAAGGCAGCGCAACCCAUCCGAAGUAAAUACUGAACCACGAACACCUCAACGCCGACGAAUCCUCAAAACCAGUCGCACCAGUUCCGAGGCAUAUCUUGAUAGCAAAGAACAAGUUGCCAUCGUACAACAACAACGUCAAUUCAUCACCCCUCAUCCUCGUCAGAUCCUUCUCCAACAGCCAGCUUCCCUCCCAAAUCCUAAACAACAAACAAACUACGUUUGGGUAGAGGUUUACAUAGGUCAUUACCAGAAACCCAAGUCCUAUUUGGGUUUCGGCGGCCUCCCAAUGUCCAUCCAAAAGGCCAUCCUAGACGCCGACAAAACUACCACGGAAACAUAUUCUCACAGGAAGGAAAGCCUUCGGGCAAACCAAUGUGGAAAAGGAAUCUGUUGGAUGAGUGUACAUAAGAAGUUGGAUGUCUUUUGGGAGCCCGACGGAUAUUCUGAUAACUCCGAGUGCACGAUGUGUAGGGUUCGACGAAGAGAUGGGCAGGAUUCUGCGUGUUUCUAUUUUAAGAAUGAGAGUGUUGUUAUGGUGUGUCGACCACAGAGUGAUUGA